AUGUCUAAUGAUAUUGAAAAUCUGCUUAGUAAAAAAAUCAAAAAAUCAAUUUUUUACUCAAUACAACUUGACGAAUCUACUGAUAUAAAUAAUAAAGCUAUAUUAUUGAUGUAUGUGAGAUAUGUAGAUACUGAUCUGAACGAUAUACAAGAAGAGUUUUUCUGUUGCUUAAAUUUAAAAACAUACUGUACUUCCGAAGACAUUUUCAAAACCAUUUCAUUUAAUUUACAAAAAAUUAAUUUACAAUUUUCUAACUGUAUUGGUAUUUGUACUGAUGGAGCUGCAGCUAUGACCGGAAAAUGUAAUGGUCUUGUCACACGCGUUCAACAAAUUGCUCAUAAAAACAUUAUAUCAACACACUGUUUCAUCCAUCGUGGGCAAUUAGCCGCUAAAAAUAUAAACGAAAACCUAUUUGACGUUCUAAAUAUAUGCAUAAUUGCAUAA
Macrosiphum euphorbiae (potato aphid) is the source of this 444-nucleotide messenger RNA. Lineage: Eukaryota; Metazoa; Arthropoda; Insecta; Hemiptera; Aphididae. The record is from the annotation of a GenBank genome assembly.